Penicillium subrubescens is the source of this 1977-nucleotide messenger RNA. RefSeq lists its product as uncharacterized. NCBI's taxonomy places the organism in Eukaryota, Fungi, Ascomycota, Eurotiomycetes, Eurotiales, Aspergillaceae. The transcript has 6 exons. The coding region runs from base 1 to 1977 and encodes 658 amino acids. The record is from RefSeq and is a predicted model, not a curated record.
AUGGCUUCUCCCCGCCCGCACAACUUCGGUGCCCAAGGCUAUCCUCUCGCGAACGGUGCGACCCCCGUCCGGUCCGGCACCCGGAGCUGUGCCACUACUCCCCAACAAUGGCAGACUCAUCCAGAGCGGACCGACUCGGAUCUUGUGUAUUGCGGACGAAAUCUCAAGUCUCUGAAUGACCUGGCGAAGCAAGCUCGUGCGGACCACAUCAUCCACACGGGUGACUUUGGUUUCUACGACGAUACUUCGUUGGAGCGCAUUGCGGACAAGACCCUCAAGCAUGUGCCUCCUCAGCAGUCCAUCAAGCAGCGUUUCACUCCGGACCAGCUACCCCUCUCCGAGCUGCCCAUGCUCCUCGACAAGCGCAUCACUCUUGACGUUCCCGUCUACACAGUUUGGGGUGCCUGCGAGGAUGUCCGCGUCUUGGAGAAGUUCCGUUCGGGCGAGUACAAGGUGAACAACCUGCACAUCAUCGACGAGGCCAACUCGCGACUAUUGGACAUUGGUGGUGUCAAGCUGCGUCUGCUUGGACUUGGUGGUGCGGUGGUCAUGCACAAGCUGUUCGACAAUGGCGAGGGAAAGACAACAAUUGCUGGUGGCCAGGGUACCAUGUGGACUACACUGCUACAGAUGGGUGAACUCAUCGACACCGCUAACCGCGUUUACGACCCAUCGGAGACCCGUGUGUUCGUUACCCACGCCUCGCCUGCCCGUGAGGGCAUGCUGAACCAGCUCUCCGUCACUCUCAAGGCCGAUUUCUCCGUUUCCGCUGGUCUGCACUUCCGCUACGGGUCUUCCUACAACGAGUUCUCCGUCAACCCUUCGCUCGACCACUAUCGUGGCAAGCUUGCUGCCUCCAAGGCCUCUUUCACCGAUGUUUGGGAGACUGUGCGGGGCGAGGUUGAGUCGGCCAUCUCUUCCAAUGAGGCCCAGAAGACUCUGCUGGACAAUGCUCUGGAUGUGGUGCAAAAGAUGCCUUCCAUUGCUAACGGCGGGAACCCCUUCGGUGGCCCUGUUGCUGCUGGCAAUGCUGCCGGUCAGGUAGACGAGAGCGCUUUCAAGAACAUGUGGAACUUCAAUCUUGCGGAUGCGGCUUUCGGAUAUCUGGUUUUGGAGAUUGAGGGUGGCCGAAUUGCGACUGAGAUGCGGGCCCAGGGCUUCAACUUCGCCCACCGCAGCGGCAAGCCUGCGGCUGGUGGUACUCAACCCGUUCCCAGUGCCCUGCCAGCUACGACCGCCUCCCCUGCGCCUACUGGUGCUGGUGGCCGUCCUACGGCCUCUACCCCCAGCCAGGCUAAGGCUCAACCCGCUCGUGCUUCUCCAGUUCCCGUCAUCCCCAAGGCUGCUAGCCCGGCGCCUCCUGCGACUACCUCUGCUCAGCCCGCCGGUGAGGAGAAGAUUGCUGGCGCGGACGCUAACGGCACCAUCCACCAGGAGAAGACUGGUGACUCUCCCGCUCCUCGUGGCGAGAAGAAGCCCAGCAACGGACUGUUCGUUUCCAACGUCGACAGUGAGCAGAAGGUCCGUGACCUCCUUCCUGAAGAGGACCAAGCCAAGGCCGUCAAGAUCGAGAAGUACGGCAAGUUCAACUACGUUGUGACCUUCCCGACGGUAGAGGACGCCAAGGCCGCUCUUGAUCGUCAGCCCCUUGAUCACAAGAAGCCCACCACUGGUUCCGGCCCUCGUAAGCCCAACUUCAAGUUCUUUGAGGAACGCCCCCGAGGACAGGGCAAUGCCGGCACUUGGGGAAGCAGCACCCGUGGUGGUGCUACCACCGGGCAGCGCGGCUACCAGAGUGCCAGUGAUAGCGAAGGUGCUCGUCGGGGUGGAUUCGGCGGUCGUGGCCGUGGCCGCGGUGAUCGGGGUCGUGGUGGCCGUGGAGGUCGUGGCGGCAGCUUCAAGAGCGGCUCGACUGACUCCCCUGCCCCUUCAACCCCAUCUGGCGACAAGCCUGCUCCUUCCGGUGGUGAUGCGUAG